AUAAAGCGUGACGUUUUAACAUUUGUAAUUUCGUGAGUAUUGUAUCUUUUUUUUUGACACUAAACGUGUGAAGAAAAAGGUUUCUUGUAGUUCUAGAUGAAUUAGUUUUUGCUGGUAUGUCCGAGCAAGACAAAAAGAACAACCCCCCAGCGCUAGGGGGUCCCUCUGUCCUAGUAGUAGAUCAGACACAAGGCAGCAGACAGAAACAGUCGUUCCGAGCCACCGAGUUACAGCAGGACGCAUCGGAGUUACAUCAUAAACGAUCUCGUGCAUUCGGAGUGCCGUCCGUAGGUGAGGAAUUGAAAGAUAUAUGUCAAGAGGCCAACGGUAGUACCGAUCCAGAUAACAAGGAGGAAAAGGAACAAAAAGUUCAAAAGGGACAAGACGUCGUGUCGUACGAUAAACAAAAACAGAUGUUGACGAAAAAGUUGUCUUCGAGCCACAACAAGCACGAUCCUCCCGAAAACAUACAGUACGAGACGAUAACGUUAACUGCCGUCAAUGUCGAGAAUAAGAUAGAAUUAGAUACAAAAGCGAGUGGUACAGUUGCCGGGGUUGUGACUCCGCAGCCUACUCCUUCGACCACCACGAAAGAGUCGGCUCCACAACCUCCAGAGUCACAGCCUGAGGAGUCAAAACUGCAGGACACAAAGCUGCAGGAAACGGUUAAUGUUAUGGUGAACGAGGAGUGCAUAAAGGAUGAGAUAACAGAGCAACCUAAAGCUGAUAUAGACAAGAAACAGUCCGAUUGGUCGUAUUUGGAGGAGGAGCAGGCGGGCGGGCUGCCGCGGGAGACGCGCGCGAGCCGCGUCAGUCGCAGCGUCCGCACCUUCUUCUGCUGCGGCGUGCCCUACGAGGCGCCGUCAGAGGACGACGUCUCCGUUGAGAACUACGUGUCCGGCAUAUAGACCACUCUAGGAAAUAAAUUGCAUAUAACGCACACUGUCUAAUAAAAAACGCCGC
Molecule: messenger RNA, 963 nt
Organism: Papilio machaon (common yellow swallowtail)
Lineage: Eukaryota; Metazoa; Arthropoda; Insecta; Lepidoptera; Papilionidae
Exons: 5
Coding region: 117-908 (263 amino acids)
Source: RefSeq, a predicted model, not a curated record